CAACGACGAAUUCUCUAGUUACAUUCACCAUUCACCUGGCAUUGCACAUCUUAUAUAUAGGUCUAUCCAUUUAAUCUCAGUAUAACCCUUCCGUAUCUUCACAACAAACGGCAACGUAUGACUCAAAAACAAUCCUUUGCCGAUUUCCUCGCGUCCGGCAGUCCGUACGGUGGCAAAAAUCGCGGCCGUGGAAGUAGUAGCAGGGGUCGGGGUGGUGGCGGUCGAGGAGGAUUUUAUGGCAACGCCAGCAAGAAGGCUUACAAUGCCGACUACUCCAAUGUUCCUUUCGACUACGAUAGAAUCAAUAGCCAGCACUAUAAGAAACUUGAGCCCGCUUCUGUUGCACCGUAUGGUAACCGAGACAUAAAUCGCUUUCACAAUGGUCCCGAUAAGAACGUCUCAUCGUCAUCCUACCAUGUUCCUCGUCUUGCGCAUACACCGGGGACGGCAACUCCCAAUAAAAUACAUGGACUCGGUUUCCAGACCUCCAGUCAGCUAUCUCAAUCUGAUUCGGUUCAUCCAUCGGUUGAAAUGACAAAGAACAAGACGGCUAGUGAGAGCAGUCGUGGACUCAGUGGUUCCCGCUGGGGUGGAGGGCUGGCGCCUUUGUUCAUCAAAGCGGGGGAAUUGUUUAAAGACGGAGAGGUCGAUGUCAUUACCCAAGAAGAAGAUAAAGGCAUUGAUGUUGGACAUUACUAUAAACCGGAAGCUUCUGAAACUCGAAUGGCAGAUACCGAAAGCCAAGCAAACACCCAACUUUUACAAGCGGAAGAUGGUGACAACACGAGCGACGCUGUCAUCGAUGGUAAAAGCGAGCAGUUAAAGGUUGAUAGCCAAUCUGGUUCUUCUCUUCCACCUACUGCUGGUGACGACUCCAACAUCUUUCAAGUGGUUCAGUACACCGGAGAACUUUCUAUCGGCCCCAGCAUAGGCAACUCUCAUCAAGAUCCUGUUGAAGGGGGUUACUCGCGGAACGGAGGGAUCAUGGGGAUUCCAGUCCCUAAUGAACACCAGUUUACGGGAUCAAACACCUUUACGAAAACAUGUCCAGACAUUAUGUCUUCCUUCGAUCGUCAUGAACAUGUUGAUGGAUUGGUAUCAGAAGCCGACUUGCAACCGCAUCAGGAAGAUACGUUAUUCUUCAUCGAUACAAAUCCUGAUCCUGAUAGUACGCCGUCUCAGACCCCUCAGUACAAUACUGUUGCAGCUCCUCCUAUUGGUUCAUCUUCCCCUGAUUCCGACGAAGAGGAUAUUGUUUUUGUCCCUCGAGCUUACAAUCAGCAGAAAGCCAUUGGACCGCACGUUUCCUCACUCCAUCAACGCCACGGAAUGAGGUGUUUGGGUCAGGGUUCUUCGAAAUACCAGUCCUAUAUCGAGAUUGUCGAUGAUCUCAAUGCGCAACCCCUGUUGGACUCAACUCGCCAAAUUCAAAACUUUGUUGAAGAUGCCAAUCCUAAUCCUCAACCGCCCUCAGUGCCGGCGUCUUUACGUACUGAGGAGCUUCCCGAUUCGAUUUCCGGAUAUAUCAAUGCUCCUGCGGCCUCGUACACAGACGAAAAAAUGGUAAAACAUCAAAAGAAACGCGCGAACAAGAACGCCAAGCGUCUGGCCCGUCGAGCGGCCGCGCGUGGAGUUCCGAGAGACGACUCGGACAUUGAAUGGGGGUCUGACGGCCCACCUAAUCUCGCCGGGGGCGAGCAAGAUCAAAUGAGCGUUGAUGAUUUGAUUGGUGGCGGAAAGGGAAAAGAAAGUGAAGCUAUAUUAAGAGACUAUUUGGAGGGCGUAAAACUGUCUCAGAAGGCGGAUGAAGACGAGGAUAAAUACGAGGAUGAUGAUGAUAUGGCAGCCCUUUCCAAAUGGGCCAAUCGGAUCAAUGUUCUCGGGAAAGAAGUAGAUUCGGAUGAGGAUUCCGACGAGGAAUCCAGUCCUCCUUCGGUUCAGGCCAGCGCGAGCAAAAUAUACCACGGGCCUGAAGAUAGGAGAGACGAGCUCAGACAAGACGAGAAGGAUGAUGAUGAGCUUAGAGAGCUUGAAACGUUGCACAAUUUUGCCAAUCGAAUCAAUGCCCUUGAUGAAGGUCAAAACCUUAGUGAAGGUGAGGAAAUCACGUUAGUCCAGCCUCAGGCUCCAAAAAUCUCCCUUAAGCUUCAAGAGAAAAGACGCGAGCAACACGAAAAGCUUGAACACGGUGAUGGCGAUGUUAUGGACGAGGAGUUGAUGGAGUUGGAAGCCCUUCAAGAAUUUGCGGACCGUAUUAAUGGUCAAGGUAUUGAAAAUGAGUCCAGUGGCGAUGAUAUGGGCGAAAUUCAAAUGCAGAAAAUCCAAUCCCCCCCGAAAGCACGCGUCAAGCAAGUCAAGUUUUCUAGCUACAAUCAAGAAAUUACGCAUGCUCAGUGGGAAGCCGACGAAGAAAAAUUGGCUCUUGACAAGUGGGCACUCAGCAUCAAUACUUUUGGUGGAGAUGACUAUGGCGACGACGAUGACGACGAGAAUAUGGGGGUGUUAUUGCCGACACAGCAGGACAACAAGCUACAACCACGGUUCAUGGAAUGUUUUGAACCUGAUUCAGAACAGGACGAGGAAGACGCUGAGCUGGAUGCGCUGGACGCUUGGAUCAGUCGGGUGAAUUCACAUAGUCAAGGGCAAGAUUUGAGCGACGAUGAGCUUGACACAGCGUAUACUUCCAGCAAGCCAAAGCUGAAGAAGCCUGCACUCCCCAAGAUGAGACAAAGACAAAGUUCUCCGUCAUCUCAGCCCAGCCUAAAUCAGCAGUCUAAGCAUAUGUCCCCUGAAGAGCUUUCCCAGCCGACGGAGCUUGGGGAUAAUGAAGGUUGGCCUAUUUCGGAAGCGGAGGCAACUGAGGACAAUCCUUGGGCAUUCGAUCCCAAGGAAGCUGAAAAAGAUAAUCCUUGGGCAGCAAAAGACCCAAAGGAGGAGCAUAAUCUGCGGUCAGGCGAGGUAGUUUAUGAGGAGCAAAAUUUUACUCAGUCGACUUCUCUCCAUGCGGACAUAUCGUCAGAUUCACCUCCAGAACAGCCUGAUGUUGUUGUUUUUAGUACAAGUGAAGAACGUUUAGCCGAACAAAGGCGCGAGUCAGAAGGCGGAGACUGGUCGAAUGGAAAGAUCGCAAGCAAGGUGUUCAAUGAAGUAUACAGCGAGGAAGAAGAUCUAGAGGCAGAAGGUGACGACUCAUCUAGCUCAUCGACAGGCAAAUGGAAAAAAUAUGAAGCCAAGCAAGAGGAAGGCAUGUUCAACGGUGUCAAUCAUUGGAGUGACGAUGAUGAGAGCGAGGAUGAUAGUGAUGAAGGAAGAGAUGAGAUCAGCGGUGAAAAUGACGGCGACAGUGACAGUCAUUACGAAAGUGAAGAAGACGAGGAGGAUGACAUGGAAGUGGACGAUUACGAUCAAACGGAAUGGUUCAUCAACGCCAUGGAAGAUGCCCUUGGCGGUAAAGAAAUUAAUUUCAAUGAUCCCAGAGCCAAGAUGUUCAAUGCCAUCAAAGAGGAUUCUUAUGAAUUCAGUUCGGCCCCAGCAAAAAAGGGCAAGAAGAACAAGCAACUCAAGGGCAUUCCAAUGGAAUUGCAAGUUCAGUGGGAAAAGGAUCGUCAAACCAAGGCCGAGAAGAAGCGUCAACGUGAGCUUGCGCGCCAUGCGGAAGAGUUUGACUCCACCAUCAUCUCUGGGUCAUCUCGAAAUGGCAAAAACAAGCGUUACAGCAAGAAAGGCGGCCAAAGCAAGGAUUCCAAGCAAAUUUAUCAAGCUUCUGUUGCUCAUCUAAUUUCCGGUUCAGCUGCUGAUGUCGCCGACAUGUUCUCUGAAGAAGAGGGAUUAUCAGACAGUGAACAUGAGGAAUACUUUGGGCACAGCGAUCGUUAUGAGACGAUUGGCAAUGAUCCUUUCAACCUCUCUCUUAAACCUAAAAAUGCCCGUUUCUCGAUGGGCUUCAAGAAGAACAAGAAGCGAGGUUUGGAAAAGAAAACGGUAGCCGGUCCCGAAUGGAAGACGCUCGAUUGGGUAGAUGACCUCAUCCAAGCUUUCCUCAAAGAUAAGAAAAGCGAGUCUAUGAGCCUACCUGCCAUGGAUAAGGAAGGGAGAAAGAAGAUCCACAUGCUUGCGGAGUGUUAUGGUGUCGGCUCUACAUCACGCGGUUCUGGAAAAAAGAAAUCCAUCUCCUUGUACAAGACCAAACGCUCCGGGGUUGAUGUGAAAGAAGAAAAGCGUGAACGUCUUCUUACGGCCGCUCCUUUCUCUGGAUCCAUGUUCCACAAAACUCUCUAUACUAAAAGUAGCCAUGGAGGCGUCAAAAGCAAGGGCAGGGAUUGGGCAAGCGGUGCGACUGCCAAACCUAGGGAAGGAGAACUUGUAGGGUACGGGGCAGACAAGAUUGGGAUAGAUAAUGUAGGCCACAAAUUGUUGAGUAAGAUGGGCUGGGCAGAAGGAAACAAGAUUGGGAUAGGGAGUGGCAGUGGCAUAGAUGCUCCAAUCGUCGCUGUAGUCAAGAACACUAAGAGUGGGUUGGGAGCCUAGUGUUAAAACGUAGCUCAAAGUUGUUUGAUGUAUGAUGUCAGUGUUGGAAUAGACUUUCUCACUCGCUUGUUAAUGAAAUGCCCUCGCGAU
Cryptococcus deneoformans JEC21 is the source of this 4617-nucleotide messenger RNA. RefSeq lists its product as hypothetical. Gene Ontology annotation, molecular function: nucleic acid binding. The record is from RefSeq and is a predicted model, not a curated record. The transcript has 7 exons. The coding region runs from base 118 to 4527 and encodes 1469 amino acids. NCBI's taxonomy places the organism in Eukaryota, Fungi, Basidiomycota, Tremellomycetes, Tremellales, Cryptococcaceae.